AUGGAACCAUUUGUUAAUAUAUUUUUUGCGAUAGAUGAGCAACAAAAUGAGACAAUUACAAGAGAUGAAUUGAGACGUUAUGUAAAGCACAAUCAUCUGGAUGAAGGGAUGAUAACGAGAUGGCAAGCAUUAUUUGAUCCAACAAAUACUGGUAUUAUAACAUUUCAAAAAUUUUGUGAUGUCCUCGGUGUAAAACCGGAACAAGCACGUACUCUUCGGAAGAGUGUUGUCAAUAACCGACCACUGCCGAAAGAUUUACAAAUAAUCUCCCAAAAUAUGUCACCAGAAGAUCAAUUCCAAAUAUUUGAAUUUGUUCGAUCACUGUUAGAUAAAAAUUUAUCAGGUCAAGAUAUGACACAAAUGAUAAAACAAUGGCUUGAUAAGACAUUCGACCCUUCAUGGCAUGUUGUUAUAAUCGAUGGUUCAUAUUGGAUAUCGUAUUCACAUUUACCUGAACAAUCUCUACAAUUUCGAUUGAAAGAAAAGUGUUAUUUAGUUUGGCGCACGCCUAAAUAUUGACAUUGAAUCAACAAAAUUAUGAUAAUUGCAGUUACGUAACGAGUAUUUAUUCGUAAUUGAAUUUUGUUUACCCAUAUUGUUGUUUAACCAACUGCAUAUAUAUACAUAUAUAUAUCGACCCAAAUGUCAAACUAUCGUUUACUUUAUUAAGUGUUCA
Molecule: messenger RNA, 676 nt
Organism: Schistosoma mattheei
Lineage: Eukaryota; Metazoa; Platyhelminthes; Trematoda; Strigeidida; Schistosomatidae
Source: the annotation of a GenBank genome assembly